This is a messenger RNA of Oncorhynchus keta (chum salmon), 4579 nucleotides long. RefSeq names its product ras-related protein Rap-2a-like. The record is from RefSeq and is a predicted model, not a curated record. Gene Ontology annotation, molecular function: GTP binding; GTPase activity; GDP binding. The transcript is spliced from 2 exons. The coding region runs from base 721 to 1272 and encodes 183 amino acids. Gene Ontology annotation, biological process: Rap protein signal transduction; negative regulation of cell migration. Gene Ontology annotation, cellular component: plasma membrane. NCBI's taxonomy places the organism in Eukaryota, Metazoa, Chordata, Actinopteri, Salmoniformes, Salmonidae.
GAUGAGAAAUUGAACACAUUAACGGAAAUCCAGCCCUUGAAUUUUACUGGCCGUUUCCGUAUGGCAUUCAGAUAGUCAUGCGUGAGGUUUACAGCAAAUAAAGGUAGCCAUUGGGUUCUUGGUACAUCUUUCUAGUGGCGAAGACCCGUCUCCUUUUCGUUGGUACGGAAGCCGAGAGAGGACGGGUUGGUUACGCGGCGGCGGUGGGUCUCCACCCGAGAGUAUGGCGGCCAGGAUUGUAUUGGUGAGCGCAUAAGGAACGGGAAGAGGUGGUGAAAAUAAUCAAAGAAGAACGCUUGUAUUAUUAACUUUUAAAAUAGGAUUUAUUUAUCAACAGUUGAGUUAAUACGCGCCAGUCUUCUUUCAGAAUCCAUCAUCAGGAACCGUCCUGUUUUUUCACCAAUGUCUUCGCUGGAGCAAGUUUAGUUUUUAUGAUGCAUAGAAUGGUAAGCGAAGCAGAUGAAAAACCACACGUUUCACAUUGUCCCGCGUUUUGAUAGCUUGUAAUGCACAUUUUGAAGUUGCCUGGGGGAAUUUCUACAAUGAAAUCCAUCUUCGGUCAGCAAGGCUUUGUGUUCUGCUUUUGUAUUUGCCAUUGCUGAACGGUAGUAAGGAAGGCAAUAUUUUUUUAUAUCCGUUCAAAAUGGAAUACGAAUAAAUGUUAUUUGCGCGGGGAUAGCUUUCGACAAUCUCUUGAAAUCAUCAACUAACAAGGGAGCAAUGCGCGAGUACAAAGUGGUGGUCCUUGGCAGCGGUGGGGUCGGGAAAUCCGCCCUCACUGUUCAGUUUGUCACCGGGACUUUUAUUGAGAAAUACGACCCGACCAUAGAGGAUUUUUACCGCAAAGAAAUCGAGGUGGAUUCUUCACCCUCUGUUCUGGAGAUUCUUGACACUGCUGGUACUGAACAGUUCGCAUCCAUGCGGGACCUUUACAUCAAAAAUGGCCAAGGCUUCAUACUUGUCUACAGUCUUGUCAACCAGCAGAGCUUCCAAGACAUCAAACCCAUGAGGGACCAGAUCAUCAGAGUGAAAAGGUACGAGAAGGUCCCAGUGAUCCUGGUGGGGAACAAAGUGGACCUGGAGAGUGAGAGGGAGGUGUCGGCCAGCGAGGGCCAGGCUCUGGCCGAGGAGUGGGGCUGUCCCUUCAUGGAGACCUCGGCCAAGAGCAAAACCAUGGUGGACGAACUGUUUGCCGAGAUUGUUCGGCAGAUGGACUACGCCGCCCAGCCAGACAAGAAUGACCCAUGCUGCUCCUCCUGCAAUAUACAAUAGCCCCAGGGAUUAGGGCGACGCCAGGGGAGAGGACGUAGCCCAGGGCCUAGGGCGACACCAGGGGAGACAGGACGUACCCCCAGGGCUUAGGGCGACGCCAGGGGAGAGAGGACGUACCCCCAGGGCCUAGGGCGACGCCAGGGGAGAGAGGACGUACACCCAGGGCCUAGGGCGACGCCAGGGGAGAGAGGACAUAGCCCUAGCGCGACACCAGGGGAGAGAGGACGUACCCCCAGGGCCUAGCGGGACGCCAAGGGAGAGAGGACAUAGCCCUAGGGCGACACCAGGGGAGAGAGGACGUACCCCCAGGGCCUAGCGGGACGCCAGGGGAGAGAGGACAUAGCCCUAGCGGGACACCAGGGGAGAGAGGACGUACCCCCAGGGCCUUGCGGGACGCCAGGGGAGAGAGGACAUAGCCCUAGCGGGACGCCAGGGGAGAGAGGACAUAGCCCUAGGGCGACACCAGGGGAGAGAGGACGUACCCCCAGGGCCUUGCGGGACGCCAGGGGAGAGAGGGAGUCUGCAUACAGGAUGAUUCACAGAGAGGAGGACAAUACUUACACCAACAACAGCGACGAUUAACAAACUCAUGGUAGAAAUGUGGUGAAAUUGAACUCUUCGGUGCAUAAAAUCAGUCAUGAUGUAAUUAAUGAUAUGUUCAUAAUUAAUAUAAUUAAAUUAGGAAUUCAAAGGAUUUGUCUCAAGAGAAAUUGACAAACAAACAGGACUAAAGAAAAGUGCACUCGCUUUAUGUUAUUCUGUUUUCUCCGUCUCAGGAUGUGUACUCUUUAUGCUGUUCUGCGAUCAUUAAUAUGUUUCUUUAACAUCGUUUUAGUUUUGUUGAUAUGACCCAGUUUUUCUCCCAGCACAUCGAGCUUCUUUCUCCAUUUUAAUUGACAGAGCAGAAGAUAGCAACUGCACCGACUCAAGAGGAGGUAAUCCCUCAGAUCUACUUGUUUGAAACAAGGAUGAGUAAUUGAUUUCUGUACUAGGUUUCUCUGUGCAGGAAAAGAGAAAGCCUAUACCUACCUUUAUCCAAUGAGAUGUGUUGUACUCAUCGCUAGGCCAGAAUCAAAGAGGUGACUUGAAUGAGCCUCUUUUUAAUUUUCUCGUUUAUUUGUUUUGCGGAAGGGGUAAAAACUGGUGGAAAAGACAGUCUUGCUUCCUGUUUUCACCUUUUGGAGGGGUUGUAGCAGAGGUGUCUGUCACAUAAUCCUGUCUUUUGUUUUGGUGUCAGAAAGUUGUGACGACAGAUUGCUGAAUAUUGUAACCGUUUCAUUCAGAUGGUACUAGGAGGACUCCAUCUUUCAGUAUUUGAAUAUCUCUACAGACUCUAGAAACGGUUUACUUUUCAGUAAUGGGUGCCAUCCCACAUCCUCUGCAUUGAAUUUGAUUUUGAGUGGGUAUCACAAUGAAAUGGGGUGCAACGUUUUCUCAACAUCCCACUCCUCUUUAAGUAUUCAAAUGUAUAGUAGUAACAGUAAUGAUGAUGAUGAUUAUAAUUGUUAUUUAACAGUAGUGUAAAUAUUUUGUCUGGAUAGUUCCAGCUCCUAUGAAGACACUGACUGAACUGUUGUCAACCGUAUCAGUGGAGGCUGCUGAGGGGAGAACAGCGUUUUAAUAAUGGCUGUAACGGAGCAAAUGGAAUGCCAUCAAACACCUGGAAACUAUGUGUUUGAUAUCAUUCCACUGAUUCCAUUCCAGCCAUUACCACGAGCACAUCCUCCCCAAUUAACGUGCCACCAACCUCCUGUGAACUGUAUGUAUGGCAAGUAAACAAAAAAAAGAUGACUUUAUCGUUUGAGAUUAUUAUAGGCUGUGUAAACUUAGAAACCAGACACAUGCACAUCUGGGUCCGGACACUGUCUCAACGACACAUGGUUGUAGGCCACUUGGAGCCAGACCUCCCUUGGGUUACCAUUUUCAUUGUUCAUUUGAUCUCAUUUUUAUGUCACCAUUUACUCUUUCUCCCUCCCUAAAUGAAUGGAUGAAUGACACUUCCAUUUAGCACCUACACGAUAUAAGUGUGUUUAAUAACACAACGCAUUGCAGUGUGAAUGACACUAUUUCUAUGUUUACUUAUUGGAGUGACAGGCCCUCUACGCCAUCGCCGGGUUCUCUCUAAAGUGUUCUGGGAGAGAGACAUGUAUCUGGAAGGAAAUGGUUUCCGUUCCAAUGCCACCGCCAGUUCUAAAUCGCACAGUCACUUUGUGAAUGACAAGAACCCAACGCUCCAGCAAGUGCACAAAGCUUGAUGAAUUCAACUUUACUUUCUUCUUUGUUUAUAUGGGGGUUGUGUUUUUGUGUUCCUUGAUGAUGAUGAUGAUGAUGAUGAUGAUGAUGAUGAUGAUGAUGAUAAGAAUUAUGAUGAUAAUAAUAAUAUGAAGAGUACUUUAUCUAUGGGCCCAAUUCACACUACUGUUUAGCUUGCAGGUUGGUAUUUACUGGGAUGACUCAGGUACUGGAGGCAGCUCUGCAUGGUAGUCACUAGCUGGCACAGCCACAAAGUCAUACAAUCUGAAUUUAUGCCUAACCUUAAAUGAAGACCAAAAAGCAAAUUGUUGUUUUGAUUAAUAUUUACGAUAUAUUUAACAAUAAAGCACGAGGGGGUGUGGUAUAUGGCCAAUAUACCAUUGCUAAGGGCUGUUCUUAUGCACGACGCAUUGCGGAGUGCCUGGACACAGCCCUUAGCCAUGGUAUAUAGGUCAUAUACCACACCCCCUGAGGUGCCUUAUUGCUAUUAUAAACUGGUUACCAAUGUAAUUAGAGCAGUAAAAAGAAAUGUUGUGUCAUACCUGUAGAAUACCACGGUUGUCAGAUAAUCAGUGUUCAGGGCUCGAACCACCCAGUUUAUAAUAUCAAUGUUGACUUUGCUGCUGUCCCAUCUAGUGGAAACCGCUCUGCCUCCAAGACAAGAUUCAUCCCAAUAAACAUCAACCUGCGUUAAGCUCUCCCUAGCAAGCCCCAUGUGACCUCUCUUCUCUAUUCUACUUAAUAUAGCCCUGAUUAGAUUAAACUAAAUAGUACUCUGAAAAGAUCGACUGCACCAAUGAUGCUGAACACUGCUCGCAUUGGUUUCAUUUUCAGGCUGAACACUAAACAAUUGCAUGUUGAGCCUCACUAAAUCUCUCUUGAUCUGUCUAAUAACAUAGAUUUCACCCUAAGACUUUACUCAACACAAGUUUUCAAUGAUUGUAUUGAUUAGCUGGGCCCAAUGUUGCUUGUCUCCAGUAAGCCAAUAAUGUCAUGGAAUAAUGGUGUCUUGGAAAAUGAAACACUUGAAAGAAAUGAUAAAAGGUGUACUCCC